CUUAAUUGAUACACACCAUUUGUACAGGUAAUUUUAGUUGGUGAAAAUAACUUCGGAAAAGUUGUUUCACUGAUGCUGUAAAUGCAAAGAAGAACAUGGGAAAAUGGAUUUCUUUUUUAGUGCUAGCUGGAAACAUGUUAGUGUUAGCCUCUGCACGGGAAAUUAGAGUAACCAGCAGUGCAUGUAAUGACUACUAUGACAUGGAUGAUGUUGGAGAAGAUGUCUAUUUGGAGUAUUCAGGAAAUCGGUUGAAUAAAGACGAGUGCCAUGUUCAAUUUCAAAAUUUUCGUACAUUUGAAAAACAAAUAUGCGUAAAACCACAGAAAAUAAAUCUUAGCUGUUCAACAAAGGUGGAAUACUUCAGACAUUUUAUCUCAGAAUACCUUGAUCCAGCGAAGCAAUUUACGUGUGGUCAAGCAUCAUUUGAUGAAUGGUGUGGGCCAACACGUACCAACAGGUUAUAUAUAGUAUUCAGGACUUCAAGUUCAAGUUCUUCAGACAAUAUCAGACUGCAUAUAUAUUUAAAAUAUUUACCGGGGAAGUUUUUAAAAAAAAUUUUUUGUUUUUCAUUUCCCCGGAAACUAAUGGGAAAAUUUAAAAAUAUUUUUAUUAUGCCCAGUACCUAA
Messenger RNA from Ruditapes philippinarum (Manila clam), 626 nucleotides. RefSeq lists its product as uncharacterized. The transcript is spliced from 5 exons. Lineage: Eukaryota; Metazoa; Mollusca; Bivalvia; Venerida; Veneridae. The record is from RefSeq and is a predicted model, not a curated record. Bases 96 to 626 code for a protein of 176 amino acids.